Hordeum vulgare subsp. vulgare (domesticated barley) is the source of this 249-nucleotide messenger RNA. RefSeq lists its product as uncharacterized. The transcript has a single exon. Bases 1 to 249 code for a protein of 82 amino acids. NCBI's taxonomy places the organism in Eukaryota, Viridiplantae, Streptophyta, Magnoliopsida, Poales, Poaceae. The record is from RefSeq and is a predicted model, not a curated record.
AUGAGUUGCGGCAGCGAUGGAUGUAGGGACGCCGGCGACGGCAGCGGCGGGAGCGGCAGCGAGGGGUUCGGGCAGUCGCGGCCGAGCAAGGUCGCGGCGGACGACUCGGUGGAGCCCGUGCGGUGCUUGGACGCCACGUCACUGUCGGGGUCCUGGAUUGACAGGAAGCUCCUGGUCGACCCCAAGAUGCUCUUAGUCGGAUCUAAGAUUGGGGAGGGCGCCCACGGGAAGGUCUACAAGGGGAAGUAA